AUGAAGAGACUCCUGGUGCUUUGUGACUGCCUCUGGGCCUGGAGCCUCCUUCUGAAUGCACUGACUGAAAGAAGCUAUGGACAAACCUCAUCACAAGAUGAACUUAAAGACAAUACCACGGUAUUUACCAGAAUAUUGGAUCGUCUGCUGGAUGGUUAUGAUAACCGCUUGAGGCCAGGACUGGGAGAGCGUGUAACUGAAGUGAAGACUGACAUCUUCGUCACCAGUUUUGGGCCUGUUUCAGACCACGACAUGGAAUACACCAUAGAUGUAUUUUUCCGCCAAAGCUGGAAAGAUGAGAGAUUAAAGUUCAAAGGACCUAUGACCGUUCUCCGGUUAAAUAAUUUAAUGGCCAGCAAAAUUUGGACACCUGAUACCUUUUUCCACAAUGGAAAGAAGUCAGUAGCUCAUAACAUGACGAUGCCAAAUAAACUGUUACGAAUUACAGAGGAUGGGACACUGCUAUACACCAUGAGAUUGACUGUGAGAGCAGAAUGUCCCAUGCAUUUAGAAGACUUUCCUAUGGAUGUACAUGCUUGCCCCUUGAAAUUUGGAAGCUAUGCUUAUACCAGAGCAGAGGUUGUGUAUGAGUGGACACGGGAACCAGCAAGGUCAGUGGUUGUGGCUGAAGAUGGUUCUCGACUGAACCAAUAUGAUCUGCUUGGACAAACUGUGGACUCUGGAAUUGUUCAGUCCAGUACAGGGGAAUACGUUGUUAUGACUACGCAUUUUCAUCUGAAGAGAAAAAUCGGUUAUUUCGUCAUCCAGACUUACCUGCCCUGCAUCAUGACAGUGAUACUGUCACAGGUCUCCUUCUGGCUUAAUAGAGAGUCUGUUCCAGCAAGAACUGUAUUUGGAGUGACAACUGUCCUGACAAUGACCACUCUAAGCAUCAGUGCAAGGAAUUCCCUGCCCAAGGUGGCCUAUGCCACUGCCAUGGAUUGGUUUAUAGCCGUCUGCUACGCGUUCGUGUUUUCUGCACUCAUCGAGUUUGCAACAGUGAAUUACUUCACCAAGAGAGGUUAUGCAUGGGAUGGCAAAAGUGUUGUUCCUGAAAAGCCAAAGAAAGUGAAGGAUCCUCUCAUUAAGAAAAAUAACACGUACACAGCUACAGCUACAAGCUACACCCCUAAUAUUGCAAGGGACCCUGGGCUGGCAACCAUUGCUAAAAGUGCAACAAUUGAGCCCAAAGAAGUUAAGCCAGAAACAAAACCUGCAGAACCCAAGAAAACUUUUAACAGCGUCAGUAAAAUUGAUCGACUAUCAAGAAUAGCUUUCCCAUUGCUUUUUGGAAUCUUUAAUUUAGUCUAUUGGGCUACCUAUCUAAACCGGGAGCCCCAAUUAAAAGCUCCAACUCCACAUCAAUAA
Molecule: messenger RNA, 1368 nt
Organism: Calypte anna (Anna's hummingbird)
Lineage: Eukaryota; Metazoa; Chordata; Aves; Apodiformes; Trochilidae
Gene: GABRA1
Product: gamma-aminobutyric acid type A receptor alpha1 subunit
Exons: 9
Coding region: 1-1368 (455 amino acids)
Biological process (GO): monoatomic ion transmembrane transport; synaptic transmission, GABAergic; regulation of postsynaptic membrane potential
Cellular component (GO): neuron projection; synapse; dendrite membrane
Molecular function (GO): GABA-A receptor activity; benzodiazepine receptor activity; inhibitory extracellular ligand-gated monoatomic ion channel activity
Source: RefSeq, a predicted model, not a curated record